Messenger RNA from Lathyrus sativus (Indian pea), 990 nucleotides. The record is from the annotation of a GenBank genome assembly. Lineage: Eukaryota; Viridiplantae; Streptophyta; Magnoliopsida; Fabales; Fabaceae.
AUGGCCUCAGGUUCAGAUUUUGCUUUAACGGUCCCUUCUGAACUGGAAUCAGCUUUGAAGUUGAAGACCGUUAACUACUUUGUUACAAGGAGGCCAUGGCUUGAUCUUUAUGGAGUUAAUGUGAGACCUGUUGCGCCGUUUGGAAGUGCAAGUAGAAAGCCUUAUGUGGAUUCCGCACUUAUACAUCGCGCCUUACCAGAUGAGCUGCUCUUUGAGGUCUUUGCUCGAAUGACUCCAUAUGAUUUGGGAAAAGCAUCUUGCGUGUGUCGGAAGUGGCGGUAUACAGUCCGUAACCCUGUAUUUUGGCGCAAUGCAUGCUUGAAGGGUUGGCAGCUCUCUGGAGCGGUUGAAAACUACCGGAUACUUCAAUCAAAAUACGACGGCUCAUGGCGGAAAAUGUGGCAUUUGCGACCAAGGUUGCGAACUGAUGGUCUUUAUGCAAGUAGAAAUACCUACAUUCGGGUUGGAGUUGCAGAAUGGAAAAUCACUAAUCCAGUUCAUGUGGUCUGUUAUUUCCGGUACCUGAGAUUUUUUCCUUCUGGGAGAUUUCUUUACAAGAAUUCUUCUCAAAAGAUCAAGGAUGUGGUGAAGUGCAUGAACUUUCGAUCAUCUAAAGCAGACAGUGUCUUUGGUGGACACUACACAUUGACAGAUGACAAGGUUGAAGCUGCUGUUUUGUAUCCAGGCAUGCGACCUACUGUUUUGAGAAUGCGGUUGAGGUUAAGAGGAACAACAACAGGGGCAAACAAUAGGAUGGAUUUGAUCUCACUUGUCACUAGCGGUGUGAACACUAAUGAGGCAAGUGCAUAUGAGGAGGACAUUCUUGGAGUCGUUGAAGGAUGGCAGGAUGAUGAAACACACAACCCAGAUGUGCCAGCAGUCUCGCAUAAGAGGGGCAUGACCCCUUUUGUCUUUGUUCCAUUUGAAGAGGUGGAGACAUCUGUUUUGAAUUUGUCCGUGGAGAAAAUGGAUUAUUACGUUCCUGGUUGA